AAUCUUCCAUCUUUGUGCGGGGCGCCAGACUGACGCUUCGCAUUCUUGAUUAUCAAGCACUGCGGGUUUACGAACUCAAAAACAAAUACCUGACCUAACGUCGUGUUUUCUGCUCAGAGAGCUCGACAAGAUGAACACGUAUUUUAGCCGCUGUCACCUCGUUAUCGCCUAUUUUGUCUUGGUUGGUUUGGUUCUGGGUUUAGAAGAUGGCCCGAAUCGCCCGGUUAUCGGCGCUCCAGGAUCAGUCCGUCUGUCCGAAUCAGACCCGGGGGUUCUGAAAGCAAUACAGUUUGCCGAGGAGCGAUAUAAUAUGGGUUCCAACGCGAUGCACUUUCGUCGCGUCAGUAAGAUUUUAUCAGCCAGCAAACAGCUGGUGAAAGGUGUUAGGUACAGUGUUAUGGUGGAGAUUGGAAGCACACAGUGCAAGAAAUCUUCAGGACAGAGUUCAGCCAAGAGCUGUGAAUUUUUCACAAAUCCUCAAAAACAAAAGACUGAAGUGUGUUUGUUUGAGGUUUGGGACAUUCCCUGGGAAAGUAAAACCACGCUGCUUAAACAGAAAUGUCAGCCCGCAGUAAUCAAGGAGCCCCAAAAGGUUGCAGCCAUACCCCUAACUCAUGGCAAACCUAUGAAGGAAUCUCUUGAGCUUUUGACGCAGUUCAAAGACUUCAUGAUCAAAUACAACCGAACCUACAGCUCUCAAGAGGAGGCAGAGAAACGUCUGCGCAUUUUUCAGGACAAUAUGAAAACCGUGCAGACGCUGCAGUCUCUGGAACAGGGGUCAGCUGAGUAUGGAGUCACCAAGUUCAGUGAUCUUACAGAGGAUGAAUUCAGAACGAUGUACCUCAACCCAAUGCUGAGCCAGUGGAGUUUACAGAAGCAAAUGAAACCAGCGAGUCCAGCCAGCAGGGCCGCUCCUGACAGCUGGGACUGGAGAGAUCACGGUGCCGUCAGUCCUGUGAAGAAUCAGGGCAUGUGUGGCUCUUGUUGGGCGUUCUCUGUGACGGGAAACAUUGAGGGUCAAUGGUUCAAGAAGACCGGUCAACUAGUAUCUCUCUCAGAGCAGGAAUUAGUGGACUGUGAUAAACUGGACCAAGCCUGUGGAGGUGGACUGCCAUCCAAUGCUUACCAAGCCAUCGAGACGCUUGGAGGUCUUGAGACCGAGACAGACUACACUUAUACAGGACAGAAACAGAAAUGUGAUUUCUCUACAGGGAAGGUGGUCGCCUAUAUCAACAGCUCGGUUGAACUUCCUAGCGAUGAGAACGAGAUUGCUGCAUGGCUGGCUGAAAAUGGUCCAGUGUCUGCUGCUCUUAAUGCUUUUGCCAUGCAGUUCUACAGAAAAGGUGUGUCUCACCCUUUAAAGAUCUUCUGCAACCCGUGGAUGAUUGACCACGCUGUGCUACUUGUCGGAUAUGGAAAACGAAAUGGUACUCCAUUCUGGGCUAUCAAGAACAGCUGGGGAGAAGAUUAUGGUGAACAGGGAUACUAUUACCUGUACAGAGGAUCAAGACUUUGUGGAAUCAACAAAAUGUGUUCAUCUGCAAUUGUGAAUUAGACACACACACACACACACACACACACACACACACACACACACACACACACACACACACACACACAC
This is a messenger RNA of Paramisgurnus dabryanus, 1621 nucleotides long. The record is from RefSeq and is a predicted model, not a curated record. NCBI's taxonomy places the organism in Eukaryota, Metazoa, Chordata, Actinopteri, Cypriniformes, Cobitidae.